CUAUGGGAGACAGCAAAAAUUGAGAGUGAUGGUAAACUUGGGUGUGUGUUUCUGCAAAUUGCAAAAUCACAUCGUGGGGACGUGGCGUAAAUUAAAUUUUGUUUAUGCAUGCAUGUGAUUUCAACCACUCCCUUUUCCGACACUUUUAAACUUAAACCCUACUUCAUUUGGGUAUCAUCCCUAUAAAUAGCUGUCGUUUCUUGGAUUCAGUGCACUCACAAGUCAGAAACAUUCUAAACAUCAUGGCAACUCACAAAGUUCUCAGUUUUGUCUUCUUUGUUUUAUUGGGCAUAACAAUAUGUUGUGAAUGCAGAUCACUCCUCACUUUUGGAGGAGGAGGCUACAACGAAGGUUCGGGUGGUGUUACAGGAGGGGGUGGCUUUGGCCAUGGUAUUGGUGGUGGUUAUGGAGCUGGUGGUGGAGCUGGUUAUGGCCACGGUGGCGGUGAAGGCGCCGGGGGUGGUUACGGUGGAGGAGGCUAUGGAAGCGGUGGAGGUGCAGGAGCCGGAGGUGGUUAUGGUGGAGGAGGCUAUGGAAAAGGUGGCGGUGCAGGAGCUGGGGGUGGUUAUGGUGGGGGAGGUGAGGGAGGAGGUGGCUAUGGAAAGGGAGGUGGUGCUGGAGGUGGAGGUGGUUAUGGAAAGGGUGGCGGUGCAGGAGCAGGGGGUGGUUAUGGUGGAGGAGGUGAAGGUGGAGGAGGCUAUGGAAAGGGUGGCGGUGCUGGAGCCGGAGGUGGUGAAGGUGGAGGCUAUGGGAAGGGUGGCGGUGCUGGAGCCGGAGGUGGUUACGGUGGAGGAGGUGAGGGUGGUGGAGGCUAUGGGAAGGGGGGUGGUGUAGGUGGUGGAGGUGGAUAUGGUGGUGGAGCCGGUGGUGGUACUGGUGGAGGCGGUUAUGGAGCUGGUGGUGGAUAUGGAGCUGGAGGUGGACAUGGAGGAGGUGCUGGAGGAGGUUAUGGAGGAGGAGGAGCUAGUGGAGGUGGAUAUGGCAGUGGUGGAGGAGCAGGUGGUGGAUACGGAGGUGGCUAUGGAGGUGGAGCUGGUGGUGGCUAUGGAGGUGGCGCUGGUGGUGGUUCAGGCUAUGGUGGUGGACAUGCACGUUGAGAAGCAAUGCGUGCAUUUUAUAUCUACGUUUUGUUAGGGUGCUUCCCAACAAUAAGUAUUAUCUAAGCAUCUGCUUAUUUGCCAGUUUAAUUCAGACUUUCAUGGAUUUCAGCUCUGAAGAGUUUUAAGUGUUUUGGUUAUUCAGCUGUUCCCUUGGCUGCUGAAUGUAACCGCACUUCAUUUUAAAUAUGUAUCCCUUGUUCAUGUUUCCAAAAAAAUAACAAUAAUAAAAAUAAGUACCCCUUGUUUAAUCUAGUACAUCUUCUCUCUUAUGUUUGCUGAUUAAUUACCCGGUAUAACUCAAGAAGUUGAACUUGGAUAUAUAUACACAUUUCACUUU
Molecule: messenger RNA, 1437 nt
Organism: Coffea arabica (coffee)
Lineage: Eukaryota; Viridiplantae; Streptophyta; Magnoliopsida; Gentianales; Rubiaceae
Source: RefSeq, a predicted model, not a curated record